Molecule: messenger RNA, 1090 nt
Organism: Rhagoletis zephyria (snowberry fruit fly)
Lineage: Eukaryota; Metazoa; Arthropoda; Insecta; Diptera; Tephritidae
Product: protein late bloomer-like
Cellular component (GO): membrane
Source: RefSeq, a predicted model, not a curated record
GUAAUAUUCCUAUUGGGGCUAUUGGGUGCAGUACGCGAAAGCGUUUGUUGUACAGUGACGUUUAUUACACUGCUCUGGAUUGUGAUAAUCGCCCAAAUAGCUGUCGCAUUUCUUUUAAUAAAAGGUGAAAGCACAGUAGCUUCGCAUCUCUCGAAUGCCGUGGACAAGGCGUGGGAGGAAGAGCUGACAAGCCCUGGUGCAAUGUCGCAAUAUGAGAAUUGGUUUGAAUGCUGCGGACGCGCCAGUCCCCACGAUUACAUUGUCAACGAUCGCUUGCCGCCCAGCACCUGCUUCAGGCAGAACGACGCAACGAAGAGUGAGAAUCUUAUUGCCACCGGUUGUCGCAUACAGUUUGAGAACUACUGGCUGAGCUUGUUGCGUGUCUUCAAUAUAAUCGCCUGUGUAAUGAUUGCUUUAGAGUUAAUUGGUAGCGUGGUCUCAUGCUGUCUAUGCAACAGUAUACGCAAUGAUCAUAGGCGUUCUUUUUAUUGAAAGGAUUCGCGAGAGGAGACAAAUUGCUCACUAAACUAACAGCAGCUUUUUAUAUGUUUUAUAAAAACAUUUGUAUUUUUUUUUAGUUUUAAUAAAAAAUAGUUGUAUGUGAUUUUCAUAAGUAUGAAUUAUAUCUAAGAUAUAAUAAAACUUAUUCUAAGCUAUCCGAUGUGGAAAGAUUGCAUUCAAAUUUAAUGAAUACAUAUUUUCCCAGCAGUCAAGAAGAUAAAUUUGGUUUAUAAAUGAAAAAAGCUUGAAAUAGGUGUUGAUUUUUGGAAAUUCAUUACUUGCCUUGUUGCCGUUGAUGCUAAUUCAGAUGAUUCUAAAGAUUAAACUUCAAAUUAAGAAUGAAUUAGGUAUAUUAUAAAUAUUAUCUAACUGGACAUUCAGAUUUAAUUAAAAAAAAAUUGCACAAUGAAAACGCGAAUUAAAAAAAAACUUAAAAAAAAAAUAUAUAUAUAUAUAUAUAUAUAUAUGUAUAUAUAUAUUUAUAACACUAUUUAUUUGCGCCGCCAUUGAAAUUGGUCCACCGUCUACCAGGCUAUAUGAUAGAAAAAACUCCAGCAUGUCAAAAAGCGUACGUUGAAAGUAUUUUAAA